AUGGACAAGAAGUUAAACAUAAAGCUGAACGCGAAUCGCACGGUGGUGGGGGUGCUGCGGGGCUUCGACCAGUUUAUGAACCUCGUGCUCGACAACACUGUUGAGAUGAGCGACCAGGGCAGCGAUGUGAUCGACGCGCUUCCAGCGGCGCUCUGGCACCGCAUCUUCCACCUGCUGCUGCACCGCCCCUGCAGCGCCACCCCUCCGCACUCCGCGGGAGGUCGCUACUACUGCCGCGCGCUAAGCGUCGCGCAGCGCGCAGAGGCGAAUGCCUCCAAGGCGAAUGCCACUGCCAGCGAUGCUGAUGCUGGUGAUGGUGGCGCUGGUGAUGGCGCUGGUGAUGGUGGCGCCGGUGCUGGCGCUGGUGAUGGUGGCGCUGGUGGUGGUGGUGGUGCUGGCAUCAACGACCCACGGAGCGCUGGUGCUGGUGCUUGUGCCAGCAGCAACGGCAAGAGCAAGAGUAACGGCAAGGGCAACGACGAGGGCACGGGCAGUGCAGGGGAGAGCGACGAGGAGGAGGAGGAGAAGGCAAGGGAGAAAGUGGUGUUCAUGAACGCCGGGGUGUCGCCGUGCUGGCUGCAUGCACACAAUGCUCGCACGUUUGGCUCCUCGUGGCCCCUGAUGUGCUGCGCGCUCGCCAGCAAAAGGCUGCUCCUCCUCGUCGCCUCCUUCUCUGUGAGAACCAUGCUCGCUCCCCACUUCCUCUCCCCGUCAGUGCCGCCCCUCCAGACCCUCUCCUCGGCACUGUUUCUCCUGUCCACACCCUCUCCUCCUCAAUGUCGCGACUAUCUCCGUGACUGA
Messenger RNA from Closterium sp. Naga37s-1, 801 nucleotides. The record is from the annotation of a GenBank genome assembly. NCBI's taxonomy places the organism in Eukaryota, Viridiplantae, Streptophyta, Zygnematophyceae, Desmidiales, Closteriaceae.